Gigantopelta aegis is the source of this 1590-nucleotide messenger RNA. RefSeq names its product kelch-like protein 2. The record is from RefSeq and is a predicted model, not a curated record. Gene Ontology annotation, molecular function: protein binding. The transcript has a single exon. Bases 1 to 1590 code for a protein of 529 amino acids. NCBI's taxonomy places the organism in Eukaryota, Metazoa, Mollusca, Gastropoda, Neomphalida, Peltospiridae.
AUGGAGGACGUUCAAACCCAACUUCUGCAGAACAUUCAUCAAGAGAUGAUCAACGGUUCGUUCAGUGACAUACAGGUGAUUUGUAGGGAUGGGAAAACAACCGGAAGUCGGCUCGUUCUGGCGGCGCUUUCCCCGUACUUCCGGACCAUGCUUACAUCAGACAUGGCAGAGAGUCGGACGGGCGUCCUGGAACUUCCCUCUGUGUCGCUGUCUGUGUUUCAGGACGUUCUAAAAAUGUAUUUCUGCAAAAUUAAUGUUGUGAACGAGGACAACUGCAUGCAUAUUUUAGACGCUGCCGAGAUGAUGCAGCUUGAUCCUAUCAAAAAUCUGUGUAACAUCUACCUGAACCAAAAUCUCGACUUAACUCCUCAAAAUAGUCUAAAUUGGUGGAGAACCCUGAAACUCUACAAUUUCCUUGAUUUGUCCAAUCAGGCACUUUCCUGUUUGACUGAUAACUUGGCUGAUUUUCUUAAAAUGGAAAAUGUUAUUCAUCUGUCAAAGCCAGAACUUUUGGAAAUAAUUUCCAAAGAUGACUUAACCUGUAAAGAAGAUGACAUUCUGAAAGUCGUCAUGAAGUGGAUUGAACAUAAUAAUCCAGAACAGGAGGACGUCCAGAGUAUUUUUGUAAAUGUGCGACUGGAUAUUGUUGGCCGACAAUUUCUUGUUAAUGAGGUAGCGUUUUCAAAGAUCGUUUUUGAGAAUAGCGCUGUGAGGGAAAUGAUACAACACGUUUUAUGUUCAGCCCUGCCACGACUUACAAGCACAUCAAGGUUUGUUGCCAACCAACCUGAUGUCUUCGUACUACAACACACUGGCAAGUUACUGCUGUCUUGUUUCACGUCAGAAGAGAAGUGGGAAGACGUCCCGCCAGCCCCAGUAGAUCUUGGAUCGGGUUAUUCAGCAGCGAGUUUGGAUGACAAGAUCUACAUCACUGGUGGUGGUAAACAAUCUAAAUGUACACUGGUGUAUGACACCAUUAGAAAAGUGUGGAACGUAGGCCCAGAUCUCAACCAUAGACACCGAUCUCACUGUACAGCUACAUCUAGCUCUACAUUGUAUGUUAUAAGCGGUUGGGCUACCCAUACAAUAGAAGAGAAGAGCGAGAGUGAGGAGCAGUGGCAGGUGGUUGGUGAUUUGGGAUUGAACAGAGAAUUCGCUUUUCCUGUCACAGUUGGUCAGAACAUUCUCGUUAUGGGAGGAGAUGUAAACGACAACCCGUCAGAUCUCAUCCAGUGUUUUAACACUAGAACCCGCACUGUCACCAAGCUGGAUACAAAGUUGCCUUGUACAUCCAUUGCACUAAGAGGAUCUGUUCACCUCCCAGAUGUAUAUCUGAAGGACUAUGUUGGCAACGUGAUGCACAUUCACGUCACUGACAGAAAUGGAAAAAUCCAGGUUGAGAGUAAACUAACAGCUAAGUGGAAAACAUUUCAGGUUGUUGACUUUGGUAUCGUUCACCGACAUGGAAAACUGUUGUGUUUUACAUACCAUGGAAUCAGUAUGUUCAACCUGGCUGAAGGGAAAGAAGAAAAGGGUACAUUCCCAAAACCACCUAGAACGGGUGCUGUGUACAACGUCGUGAUAAUUUGA